AUGUGGGAUUAUUUGUUAGUACUAUGGGACAAUUAUAUUGAAAAGGGAGAUGUAGGGGUCAGGGAUAGGAAUAUUAAAGACUGGGGGACAACUUUCUGGGAAAAUGUGAAGCACGUAUGGCAAGAAUUUAAGGAAUACGUGGAGAAGGAACAGCACGGUGGGCGUGCGCAAACUAUGUGUGAAGUAGGACGGGAUGGGGAACAGGGGGGGCUGCGGACUAGCGCAGACAUGGGUAUAUGCGAAUUAACAUACAUAGCAUUACAUUUUAAACAUGGAAUUCAAUUAGACGGAACCCGUAUGAGCCAAGAGGGCAUGGACGAACAGAAGAAGAAAAUACACAACUAUAUGAGGUGUAUGCUAGUAAAUAUAUUCAUGAAGAAAAUAAUGGGCAUGAAUUGCUUGGGACGGCCUGGUGGUCAGUUCGCAUUUAAUUUAGCGAAUGCCGAAGUAAAGACCGUGUACGGCAGGGAGGUGGGUAAUAUUGCGUGUGAAGAGGAGGAUGCACGGGAAGGGGGUGUUAAAGGCGUAAAAGCAGCAGAUAGGGAUUUCUGGGAAAUAAUGAACAGGUGGAUUGACAGGAAUAAGUUAAAGCUGAAGGAUGGGCAGGUGGGAGUAUUAGGGAAUGAUUGCAAAGUACAAGGACGUGGAAGAGCAUCGGACCGGGAGGCCUUAAAAGAACACAUAAAGAAAGAAAUUGGGGACAUGGGGAAGGAUAUAAAAGACAAGGUGCACCAAAUAUUGCCGGAGGUAAAUGAAUGCACAGAUAAGGCAUGUGUACGGCGCGUACUAGGCACAAAGAAACAGGAGGACGACGCCCGCUCAAAAGCUCCAAAAGUAACAGGAGAUGCACAAGUACGGGGGACACACGGGACACAGGCAACACCAUCAUCAUCCGGAUCAUCCUCAUCAACAUCAAAAUCACCGGGCAGGUCACAAAACGAUCAUGCAGCGAAAACAGGACAAGGGGAACAAGGAAGACCAACACCACCCGCCGCGGCCAAGCCGAACAAACCUGCCACCGCUGCCAAACCAGUAGCGGGGAAACCGGUGGCGAAGAAGCCGCCCGAGGUACAGGAUUGUCAAGGAGACAGAUUAUUGGAGUGGAAGCAUAAGACAGUGUACGUGGUGAAAGGUUAUAGUGAUAAGGAAUGGGAACCGGUGAAGAAGGUGUUGGAUGAGUUUAAGACAUAUAUGGAGCACGGACAACAGCAUAUGGAUGCAUACGGUGCAAACUGUUAUAAUGUGGGUUGGGAUGAUUUAAAGGAAGAUGGGAAUUAUUACAAGGGCCAAACAGUAGCAGAUGUCGUAAGGUGCAGAUUCAUGAGUGUUGCACUCGGAUGGGCAAAUGGCUGGGGCAACAGUAACACGGAUAAGGAUAACACGAACGACGAUACAAAAGAUAAGGAAAUGUACGAACAGCUCAGGUGUGAAGUAGUGAAUGUAUUUGGACACCUACUGAGAAAAAGAUAUUGUCCGGAACAGGACAAGUGGAGAAGAGGUACAGAAUAUGCCGGUAUAGCAUUCAAGCAGAUGAAGAGUCCCGGGCAACAUGGACACGGAGGACUGGGGGGCCCUGUUAUGGACGGAAGGUGCACAAUGUGUGGGUAUGGACAUAAUAAACAGCACGUAGACGCAGUAAAUUUGGACAUAGUAAACUGGUUAAUGCAGGAAGGAAAAAUAUUGGACGGAAUGGAUAAAAUAGAAGGGGGGGCAAACUGUACUAAGAAGUGGGAGGAGUAUACAAAAGGGAAGACGAAGGCGAAUGAGCCGACACGGGUGGACGAAACGAAAAUCCCUGAAAUAAAAGACACCGAGACGACACUACAGGAGGAAGCAAAAAAGAUAAUUGAGCAGGUAAAGGCAGCAGUAGAAGAGGAGAUUCAGAAAAAGCAAAACGAAGGUACGAAUAUGAAUAGUGCCGCGGCAAAGCCGGCGGCCACGAAACCACAAGCACCGGCAUCUCCAGUAUUACCAGCAAGACCACCACCACCAGCAUCGAUCACUCCCCAGGCAGCAUCACCACGGCCAACAGCAGACGGAUCAGAGAACGCAGGUGAAACCACUGGACCUGAGACUAAGGAAACAGAGCCACAUUCAACAGUACCUAAAGCGGAUGUUCAGGACGCGAAGGCAACAUCAAAGUCGCCGCCAGAGGAACCAGCACAAACAGGGGCACCAGUUAACCCACCUGAGUCUACGGACAACACAGUGACACCUCCGGAUUCUACGGGAAACGGACAACAUGGUGCAUCCGGUGAGAAGGGUCCACCGGGAGUAGCAAGUCCCGGUGUUCAGGAUACCGUCGUCGAUAAAGGAAACGAUGACCCCCCUCCUCUCAAUCCAGCCAAACCCAAACCGAACCCGAACCCAGAUCAAUCGGGUGCAAGCGGUAGCGGCCCCGAUGGCACCCGCGGGGGAAGUCUAGCAGAUGGUGUUUCUGGUGGGGAAGGAAAGGGAGGUGCUGCAGUUGGUGGUGGUGGCGAAACAGGAGGUUCCACUGGUCACCAAACCCCUGGUUCGUCUGGAUCUGUAUCCCAGGAUCCGCGGGAUCAUGAGAACAGUAAAUGCACAAAGGGAUGCGGACAGGAGAGUAAACCGGAAUGUGACCUCAAAUUGUCACUCGGACUUCCAGAUGGCGGACAAGGUGUAGCAGGGGGAUUUGUACCACCAACCUUACCAGAAAAUAAAUCCAGUUCAUCCAACUCAGAUCAAGGUCCCGGAGACGUAAGUGUACACGACAAUGCGGGCAUGCUGCAUGUGCAGGAUGUUUAUACCUCAGAACAUCCCAACCGGCUCCAAUAUAUGAUCGUUCUAAUCCAUAUAUUCUCCUGCACCCGCAUUCAUUCCUUUUAUCCUACCGUCCUCACCCUCCUCUUUACCCCCUUUUUCUGUGCUUAG
Molecule: messenger RNA, 2898 nt
Organism: Plasmodium fragile
Lineage: Eukaryota; Apicomplexa; Aconoidasida; Haemosporida; Plasmodiidae
Exons: 7
Coding region: 1-2898 (965 amino acids)
Source: RefSeq, a predicted model, not a curated record